Molecule: messenger RNA, 2424 nt
Organism: Pantherophis guttatus
Lineage: Eukaryota; Metazoa; Chordata; Lepidosauria; Squamata; Colubridae
Source: RefSeq, a predicted model, not a curated record
GGUUCUGUCUGCCCUGAAGGAAAUUAAGAUUCUUGUCUAACUCAUCCGUCAGAUUCUCUCACCCCCCCCCCCCAUCGCCGCCCACCUCCACCGGUACCCGCUGGUGUACUGACGUAUCACAGUGCAAUAAGCUUUGUCAACAGGUGACUCCAACAAUCGGUAUAAAGACUGCUCCGCGAAGCUGAGCUACAUUUCAGAACCAUGGAGAGCUCUCGCUUCUUCGCCCUGCUGGGAGCCGCUUUAUUGUUGCUUGCGGGAGUCCACGGUCAGGAAGAAGGCGAACUUCAAUCCCGAGCUUUGGAUCUCUAUUCCACCAUGGAGGAUACGUCCCACGAAAAGGAGCUGAUUGAAGCACUGCAGGAAGUCCUUGAGAAGCUGAAAAGCAAACGGCUCCCACAUUAUGAGAAGAAGUAUGGUCAAGUUCCCAUGUGUGAUGCAGGAGAGCAGUGUGCUGUGAGAAAAGGUGCCAGGAUUGGAAAACUCUGCGACUGUCCCAGAGGAACAUCUUGCAAUACUUUUCUCUUGAAGUGCUUGUAAAGUAAAGUCCUUCCCUCAACCUCUGGAGAGAACAGAAAAGAAUCAGUUGCCUUGUCUGAAGAGUUAAUCCUGAGUUAUGGAUGCAGGUGGGUGGGGUGGAGAAUGGUUUGUAUUCAUCACAUACAAAAUAGUGGGUGGUGGGAAGGGAACGGGUGUAAGGUUGUACUAUUGCUUUUAGGAGUUCUUCUUGCCAUUUCUUCUUACUGUUAUUUUCCUUCUUUGUUCCUGUCCUAUUUUUUCCUAUAUUUGUACAUCAGUGCUCAGAGAAUGAAUUGAUAUUUCCAAAACUUUAUCUUUGAAUGUAGAUGAUCUCCAUGAAAAUUGGCUCUACAAAAUGUAUUUAUUUAUUUUCCCUCAAACACAAGAACAAAUUGGAGGACAAAUAGUAGAGUUAAUCAAAUUAACAAUACAUGGGAAUGAUUCCAAGAUUCAAACAUUUUAAAAAUAAAACACAAAUAUCCAUUUCCCAAAAGAUAUACACUGUAAGAAAACAGUGGCACUAUUUCAAAAAUACUCUACUAAACCAUUAUUUCAUCUCAGUUUGGUAGUACCUUCAACCCAGUACCUUCAGCUUUCUCAGGCAAUUAUAUUUUUGAAAUAAAUAGCAGAGGAAGUGACUUAGAUCUUGUCUCCUGGGGUCUUUUGAGAAUAAGACGAAAAGAAAAUAUUUUUCCUUGACCAAAUCUGUAAUGGAAUUCCUGAUGUUUUUUCCAGAAAGAGCAGCAUAAUAUGCAAUUAAUAAUAGUAAUUCAAAUAUAUGUCAAAUAGUGACACCCUGACCAAGUCAUCAGCACAUGUCUACUUCCUGAUGACUAAGUAGAAAGAAAUUAGACAAAUCAUUGUUGACAUUAUUCUUGGUUGAUUAGUAUAUGUAUUGAAGGAUAUUGCAAAGACCUACUUCAAAUUAAAAUUUCUGAAUAUUCAUCAUCAGUUUUGUCUAUUAAUAGAACUUGAUCAUUGCCAUAUAGUAUUGUUUUGAGGACCAGUGCACAUAUCAGUGCUUCCAAGCAGUAUUGUUAUUAUAUUAAUUUAUAUGUUAAGACUUUGUCAGGAUUGAGAAGAAUUUGGCUGAGCGUAAGAAAUGAAAGCGUUAUGAAAUUUAUGUGGACGGCAAGAACUUCCAUCUUCUAAAAUUGCAAAAAAAUAAUAAUAAUGAAGAAAUAAAAAACACUUUCAAUUUUGAGAUACUACUUCCAUAAUCUGAUAUUGAAGAAAAGUAUAAACCUAUACCAUGUAGAUGCCUUUUCUUUUGAGACAAUAACCACUUAUUUAUGUAUACAAUUCAACUCUGUUAUAAAGGGUUCAAGCAACCUGAAGCAGAUUUACAUCAGUACAUGUUUUACAAAUAUGCAUAUAUCAAACAAUGAGAAUGGAUAUUUAUAAAGGAAAGAUUCUAAAUCUGUUACUUCUAUAACAAUGUAUUGGUCAAACUUCCAAAUAUUUUUCAAUAAUGUCCUAUUGUAUUUUACUAAUCUAUUUGAUCAUUAAUAAAAUCAUUGUCACAAUGUCCAUUUCAAUGUAGUAUUUUAUUUUUCUUUUUUGACUAUCUCCAGAUCUUUUGGGAUAAAUAUUUAAGCUUCUUUAUUGAAAUGAUUCUUUUUAUCAGCAUUAAUGUAUGCAUGAAUGGACAUGUGAAUUGUAAUGUUAAAAGUGGAACCAGGCAUUCAUCUGACCAGGGAGAAGACAGGGUAUAAAUAAAAAGAAUAAAUACUUGUGGUAGUUGGGCAAAUUAUAUAUUUAGAGUAUGUGUGAUAUAUUACUUUGGAUGUACUUUGUCAAAAAAAAAAUAUUAAUAUUACCAUAGAAUCACAAAGUUGGUUGGGCUAUUUUGGCAAUCAAAUCCAACCUCAUAUUUUAUGCAGAAAUUAUUAAAGCAUCUAUAAUGAA